Molecule: messenger RNA, 9463 nt
Organism: Cydia fagiglandana
Lineage: Eukaryota; Metazoa; Arthropoda; Insecta; Lepidoptera; Tortricidae
Gene: ace2
Product: acetylcholinesterase-like
Exons: 7
Coding region: 300-2216 (638 amino acids)
Biological process (GO): acetylcholine catabolic process in synaptic cleft; choline metabolic process
Cellular component (GO): plasma membrane
Molecular function (GO): acetylcholinesterase activity
Source: RefSeq, a predicted model, not a curated record
GUCGCAGGCACUGCACGCGACGCUCCCGUCGCCUUUCAACGCGAGUGCGUGUGUGUGAACUUAUAACAAGCUUAGAUAUCUGUUGUAUAACCGAGAGCUACGGACAGUAUCAAGGUCAACAUUCAGCUAUUUGACACCUGUUGUGUAUACAUAACGUACGUAAUAUAUGUACUACCGCACUAACAACGACGAUUGGACAGAAAUGUGUUUCAAUAAACGCUUGAUCAAGCUGGCUGACUACUUCCGAUUACAAUCCAAAAUGACUCGUUAGUGAGCCUCUGAAAACAUAGACAGUCGACAUGACAUGCAAUACCAAAAUCGUAAUCACGAAGCUACUAAUAUGCUUCCUCUUGUCUGGCGUAAAAGGAAGAUCAUGGGCCAGCCACCAUGACACUACCACCUCUACAACUCAGACUACACCCACCACUAGCCCGGCUCCAAAGAACUUCCACAAUGAUCCGCUUGUCGUCGAGACUAAGAGCGGUCUCGUUAAAGGUUAUGCCAAAACGGUCAUGGGUCGCGAGGUACAUAUAUUUACCGGAAUACCAUUCGCAAAACCGCCUCUAGGUCCACUAAGGUUUCGAAAGCCAGUUCCAAUCGAACCGUGGCACGGUGUUCUAGAUGCCACCGCUAUGCCCAAUAGCUGCUAUCAAGAACGAUACGAGUAUUUUCCUGGAUUUGAAGGUGAAGAGAUGUGGAACCCUAACACCAAUAUAUCAGAGGAUUGUUUGUAUUUGAAUAUUUGGGUUCCUCAGCAUUUACGAGUUCGCCAUCAUCAAGAUAAGCCUCUGGCUGAGAGGCCAAAAGUGCCGAUACUUGUGUGGAUUUACGGUGGAGGGUAUAUGAGUGGGACCGCAACCCUUGAUUUAUAUAAAGCUGAUAUUAUGGCAUCGUCAAGUGAUGUUAUAGUGGCUUCCAUGCAGUAUAGGGUGGGAGCAUUUGGAUUUUUAUACUUGAAUAAAUUCUUUUCACCGGGCAGCGAAGAAGCGCCAGGUAAUAUGGGACUUUGGGAUCAACAACUGGCAAUACGUUGGAUAAAAGACAAUGCGCGGGUAUUUGGUGGAGAUCCUGACUUGAUUACACUGUUUGGGGAGUCAGCUGGAGGAGGAAGCGUGAGCUUGCAUAUGCUUUCACCAGAGAUGAAGGGAUUGUUCAAGAGGGGUAUAUUACAGUCGGGAACGUUAAACGCACCAUGGAGUUGGAUGACAGGAGAACGCGCUCAAGAUAUUGGGAAGGUGUUAGUUGACGAUUGUAACUGCAACAGUAGUCUUCUGUCCGCGGAUCCGAGCCUAGUUAUGGAUUGUAUGAGAGGAGUAGAUGCAAAAACGAUUUCCGUGCAACAAUGGAAUUCAUAUACGGGAAUAUUAGGAUUUCCGUCAGCUCCGACUGUCGACGGCGUAUUUUUACCAAAAGACCCUGACACUAUGAUGAAGGAAGGUAGCGUCCACAACACUGAAGUACUUCUCGGAAGUAAUCAAGAUGAAGGAACAUAUUUCUUGUUAUACGAUUUUCUCGAUUAUUUCGAAAAGGACGGACCGAGUUUUCUACAGAGAGAAAAAUUCUUAGAGAUCAUCAACACGAUUUUCAAGGAUUUCUCUAAUAUUAAAAAAGAAGCAAUCAUUUUUCAAUAUACGGAUUGGGAAGAAAUAACCGACGGUUAUCUGAACCAGAAGAUGAUAGCAGACAUAGUGAGCGAUUACUUCUUUGUGUGCCCCACUAAUUACUUCGCGGAGGUUCUGGCUGAAACUGGCGUUGACGUCUACUACUACUACUUUACGCACCGCACGAGCACAAGCCUCUGGGGCGAGUGGAUGGGUGUGAUGCACGGGGACGAGAUGGAGUAUGUGUUCGGGCACCCGCUCAACAUGUCGCUCCAGUACCAUACGAGGGAGCGGGACCUGGCCGCUCACAUCAUGCAGUCUUUCACUAGAUUUGCUCUUACUGGCAAACCUAAUAAGCCAGAGGAGAAGUGGCCGCUCUACUCUCGCGCGUCACCUCACUACUACACAUACACUGCGGACGGGACAAGCGGGCCGGCGGGGCCACGCGGCCCGCGGGCCAGCGCCUGCGCCUUCUGGAACGACUUCCUGAACAGGCUCAACGAAUUGGAGCGUGUUCCCUGCGACGGGGCAGUCACUGGGCCCUACAGCAGUGUGGCCGGUACUACUCUGCCUGUGGUUCUACUCACGGCGCUCGCCACCACCGCUGCUCUCUAAAUAAAACAAUAAAAAGUAGUAAAGUCCGUGAAACAGAAAAGUGUGAUUCAAAUGUGUUUCAGAAAAAAAACGUUGUGUGUAACGAAAGUGGGUAAGAGAUUAGACGUUUCAAAUGGUGAACAAACAUAUUUCUUAUGGAGAUUGGAUAAUUGGAUAUUUUAUAGCUAAAAAGCAUUUUGGAUGUUUGGAAUGACUGGCAAACGGAACUGAUUCUUGUAGCUUAAGGUCUUAGCAAAUGUACGCACUGGUUUUAAAUCAAGUUAAUUUCUGUAGGUAGUAUAAUUUCCAUGAAUAAUAACAAUAUAAUUUAGGUAGGCACACAAUGUUCCUUGUCUAGUUGUUUCGUCUGUUUGAUGUUGCAAAAAUUUAUUUUAAUAGUGUAAUUAAUAAUGAUAAAAUAUUAAAAAUUUUAAUGUUUGAUGUUAGGGCAAACAUGUACAAAAAUGUUAUUCGUAAUUUAAAUAUUUAAGAAGUAAACUGCUUGCGUGAGAGUAUGCUAUGUGAAGUAUGUAUAUUUAAAAAAUACGUGUCAAUAAAACAAUAAACGGCCCUAUUCGAACUUUAAGAUACGUCAGCUAAUAGAUCUUGAAACGAUAUGGAUUAGAUAUGUCAGUGUCAAAUGUGACGUUUCUUCAAAGAAAAAUGUCACUUUUGACAAUGACACAUCUAAUCCAUAUCGUUGCAAGAUCUAUUAGCUGACGUAUCUUAAAGUUCGAAUAGGGCAGAUAAAAAGAAACAAUUGAAGUGGACAAAACGUAGCGCUUUUAUAAUAUUCAAAUUACGAACAACAAACAUGGGCUCAGUUUUAUUUUAAUGAAGAAAAUAAGUCUUUAGAAUUUGUGUGUGUUAUAAUAAGUACAUACCAUUAAUUAGGAAAUCUGUUGUAAUAAGUUAAAAUGCUUUGAUUGUAAAAGCAAUGCUUUCACUGAAAAUUGGAUUAUCACUAUACAUAUCAAGUGUGCCUCUGCUUGAAUAGCAAAAUAAAACAUAUCUUUAUUCUAGUGAAAUUUAGAAUUUGAUAUAAAUAUAUGAACAUAUUGUAAAAGUAGAGCGUAUACUAUGCGACGAAUUUUUGUUGAGGUGUUUAUUAUAAUAAUAUAUAGGAUGCUACUAAAUGCGUACCACUCGAGGAUCUUAUGAACUUCAAAUUCUUAUGACUUCAAACAGAUGAUAGAAUAUUUUGUAAAUAAAACCUUUUUAUGAAUAAAAUGCAAAGUUAUUGUUACCUACUUACUAACGUAGUAUAUAUAUAUAUAUAUAUAUAUAUAUAUAUGAAAACUUAGACCUAUCUUUUAAUUUUGAAUAAAAAGCACUUAUACCUUACCUUUGUUUAUAGGUGGGAACCUCUAUUUUCUUUAGAAUCUUUACCAAAAUACUAUACCAACUAAUUUAAACUAUAAAUACAAUAAUUAUUACCUAUUGUACGUUUUAAUAUAUGAAUCGCGGUUAAAAAUAAUAAAGGUAUCCACACUUUACAUAAAAUAGAAAAUAACCAGAAAUAUCAGUCUACCCUGUUGCUUAAACUAUGAGCCAUAAAGUUUUCAUAAAUCCCGUUCUAAGCCCCGACAAACUGCGGAAUUUGUCUAAUCUGUAGCUUAUAAAUGCUUUAAGUGAAAAUCGUCUUAUGAAUUUAUAUUACGAUUUAUAUAUUUUUAAACAUGAAAUUUGUACCUACUAAUUCGAUAGGCAUAAUAAGGACGUAUUGGUAUUAAAAGCGAUUGUCAAUUACUACCGAGAUGUGAGUAUGGAAUAUGUGAGGGAAACUGAGAAGGAUUGCUGAAUACUUGUACAAAAUUUCGGGAAACAAUAUUGCAUGCCAUUCGUCUAUUCUACAACACUUAAAUGUAUGAAAGUAGCAUUACAGUAAUGACAUGUUAAUUAUGAUACUAAAUCGAGUAUGUAUUUUAAGCUUCCCACAAAAUGAGACUCAUGUUUUGUAAUCGCAACGUAAAAAAAAAAGUUUUCCAUGAUAAACUUAUCCACAAUAUAUAAAAAAGUAGGUAGUUCAUGAAUUGCUGCAAUUGUAACGUUACGUAUUACAAAAUCGUAGCCAAAUAUAUCGGUCAAUCAUGCAACUACAGAAAACUGGCAGGAGUUUUUAUAUAUAUUAAUCACAUUUUAGAGUAUUAAUCAUUCAACGUCCUCGAUUUGAUAUAUUUUAUAAUUAAAAUAAUCUCAUUGAUAUGAGCAAUUCCACUGAGCAUUUUGACACGUCCAUUCAUUCGAUUGCGUAUUUUUAUUGUAGUUUAGAAUAGAACCAGAGUUGCACCUCUGUGGGUAAUUAUUAAAAAAAGUGUUUCAGCGUUCUAAUCGUUAUUUUUUGCUUAUUACAUACCUAAGCUAUAACGCGAUCACCACAAUAAAAAAUAAUAUAAAUAAUUAUGUAGAGUGAUUUGGGAAACGUGUCACGGAUAUAACAAGAUUUCAUUAAGAAAUAUAAACCAAACAUAGUCAAGUUGGUACAAAAGUUUCUAGUAUGGUGACAAAUAACUAUUUUUCAAAUUAUAAACAGAGAAAAUAAUAUUUUAUACAAUUUGGCCCUUCAUUAAUCACUUUUAUGUCACUCUCCUUACUUUAUUAUGCAAAAAAAGUAUAAUAUGGUCCUGAGUUUUACAUAAGUAAAAUUGUUAUUAAUAUUAAAUUCAAACUUAAGCUUGUUAUGUUUAAUUUUUCAUUAAAAGGAUGAUCAAUAAUAAUUAUAAUGCCACAAAAUUUCAUUCCUGAUCACGUUUCUUAAAUCACCUAAUUAUUAAUUAUGCAAUGAUACAUCAAAUUCCUGGUUAUCACAAUAUAAAUUCAGUCCCAGUAGCAAUCAGUAAUUGCCUUGAAUAAUGUAUAACACUGACGAUGAAUGACAUAACGGUUGAAGUGCUGUUACAUUUUUAUAAAUAAUCGCCCUGUUAUCCACAUUUUCCUCAUAGUUUGCUAAUUGUAUGUUGUACCCUGAUAGGCGUUUCUUGUUUUACUUUUUUUUUAACUUCACUGCAUUCAUUAUAAGUAGGUAUGUCAAUUUGUCCUCUCAUAGAUUAUUAAAAAGUAGACACGAGAGUAAAGUGCACACCGAUGGCUUUUUAUGCAUCUUCCGCAUUUCAAGAGUCUUGGGACAAGAAAUAGAAAAUCUUUUGUCAGUUUAAUCGUGAAAAUCCCAGGUGUUGAAUUUGCUUUUUUAAGACUUAUACUUUGUUUUUGUUUUUUAAAGACUUAAAGUUUUUUUAAUAUUCUUAUAAAACCCAUCGAAACUCUUAACCUUGACAUUAGUAAACUACGUAAUAGAAUUUCAAAACUAUACAAUUUUUUAUUGAUGAAUUUAUACGCUAAUAAUUUUUGAACGUUAUUGUUUCCACUAAAAUUAAAAGAUCAAUACAUUUGGAUUCCAAAUCCCCAUAGAAAAUGUAUAGAAAACUGCAUUAUGUUGGGCAACUCACUGUAUUAUUGUGAAAAUAUACAUGUUGACAGACCUGAAAGUAGAAAUAUCGAAUUAAAAUAUAGUCCAAUAGACCAUGACAUCAUCAGCACCUUUAUCAUAAAGGUUUCCUUACGGCUGAUUUCGACCACAGCGAAAAAUAGCGAUAUGGUAUGGUAUCUACCGGCGCGAUUCGAGAAACGAAUUAGAGAUUAACUAGAUACGAUAUAAUAUAUAUAUAAAUAUAAAUAUAAAUAUAUAUAUGUGACGUCCCACGGGUAAAGGUACCUUAUGGCGGUUGGCGCUUACGUUAUUAUUAACGCCGCUCCAAUAUUAUUGCGGCGCUAUGCGACGUAAGCGCCAGCCGCUACAAGGUACCUUUUGCCGUGGAACGUCACAUAUCUUUACUAUUUCAUAUCUAUUGAAUCUCUAAUUCAUUUCCCGAAUCGCGGCGCCAGCCGCCAUAAGGUACCUUUUACCGUGAAACGUAACAUAUCUUUACUUACUUUAUUUCAUAUCUAGUGAAUCUAUAAUUCAUUUCCCGAAUCGAGCAGUACCGCUUGUUUUCCAAGACUCCCAGAGAAUGCGGAAAAGCUUUUACUUUGAAUUAAGCACGAUUUGAGAAGUUGUAUGGGAUAGCUUUAAUUAGUUAAUAUUAAGAUGUAAAGUGAUCUAAAUAAGGGUAAGCUAAAUUAGUGAUGUAUAAUAAAGUUAAUGUAAUGAAUCUCACAUUGUGUUACUAACAAACCGUACGUUGAAAUAUUCAGUAAUUGUAAAUGUAAACACAUUCAAGUAAUACAAAAUUAUUAAAACUUCCAUACUGUUUAUGUUUCUCGUUAUUUUUUAACUAUAUACACAUAUGCAAAUAAACAACAACAAUAUUUUAGCCUUGAUUAUGCACUUGUAGAUAAUUAAAUACAAAAUAGUCAGAGUUUAUAAAAUUAUAACAAUAUUUACUUACUUAAUGAUUUACGUAACUAAGUAAUGAAAAAAAUAUUAUUAUUUAUUUAAAUAUCUUGUUUGUUCAACAUAACUUAUUAUUUUUCUGUGGGCCUAAACUUCUUGUUCUUGAAUUCUUGAAUCAGCAAAACAAUAAAUAAUCAUACGUUUAAGUACCCAGGUAUGAUUGUUGCAUGCGUACAUUUUAUUAUAAUAAAUAAAUGAUUGUAAUCUACUCAAUAGAUAGUAGCUCGUAGUAUUAUUAAAUUAAGUUUGGAUUUAAUGUGAUGCAAUUAGUGGUUUUUGAUAACUAAAGAACAACUGCUUAACCUCCUAUUAUUGUGAAUGAAGUAUACACAAUCUCAGAUUACUCAAUCCAGUAGAUUAAAUGGAACUUGGCUUUGGUAUCAGAGACGAUAAAAUGACAAAAGUGCUAAUAACAGUUUUGAAUGAUUCACGGUUAAGUCUCACUAGACUUAUAUCGACCGGGAUAUGGACAAUACAAAAGGUAAUCACCGUUCAUAUCUCGGUCGAUGUAAGUCUAGUGAAAAAUGCUAAUCUAUGUACCUCCUUGUAGGUGUGAAGUUCGUCAUUAUUUUCAAUACCUACUAUAGGGGUACAUUCGUGAAGAUGGAACGGGAUUCCUUUUUUAAUAGUCAUACAUUUUGCAUUACGUGCUUGACUGCCACUAUCAUUUGUUGUUCAUAAUCUACAUAUUAUAACACCUUUGUGAAAUUACCUGUUUCAAUAGACAACGUUAAAAUAUUUAACCUUACAAUAAUUCCAUUGUCCAAUUGUGAAAAUUAGUGUCCUUUAUCAUUUAUUCGUCUCGUAUGAUAUUACAUUCCAUGUUUUAAUUUUAUUCAAUAACUAUAGUGGUUGGUAAAACGCUUUAGUUCUAUAGAAUAUACAUAGAAACUUCGUGCCAUACAAUUAUUAGAUGUGUAGAGAUUCAUAGAGAAAUUAUAACGGUGUAUGUUUGUUAGGGAAGGUAAAUGUUCAAUGUUAUUUGUAAAGCUUCUACCCGAUAUACGAGCCGCUGUGUGUAGUAGAUUCCGCUAGAGUUGCUAAAGACUCAUAUUAUAUCCUACGAGGGCCACGAAGAAACCUAUUAGGUGUAUUUGCUUGAUAGUGGCGCUUGUAGCGUCGAGCGAAACUCAUUUAUCAUACAACUUACUAAUGUAGAAUUCUAAACAAGUGUUGAGAUUGAGGUAAUAAGAGUUGGAAUUCUUUUCCUGCAACGUUUUAUAGUGCGUUAUGGGAGAAUAUGUGAAAGCAAGAGGUAAUAUAAAUCUCAUAAUUAUGUUAUUUAAUAUAUCUUUUCUCCCCCAAAUUUGGACGCACCACUAGCCACGCCGCGUUGUCUAGCGCACUUGCUUUUUAGUGUUCCGUACAAAACUUUGUUUACGGAACACUUAUGGGAUCACUUCGGUCUUGCAAAUCAGUUAAAUAUGUUUUUUAAGCAUAAGAAAGACAUGCUUUCAGUGCCAGGCAGAAAGGUCUAAUCUUCAAUAAUUUUAAAAUAUUCCAUUAAUUGAAUUCAGAACAGUUGAUUCGAGUUUUAAAAUUGAGGACUAUACUUGAGUCUUUACCAAGACACCGCUUUACAUUAGGUGCUAAUAAAUGUAUACAUGUGGGUAAGUGCACUAUUUUUUUGUACUCUUGACAACUAAAUGCGAAUGACGUUGACAAUAUCAGUUUUAUUUGUAUCCAGGUGGCGUGCUUGGUUGUAUCUGUAGGCUUUUCACGUGUUAGAUGAGUGUGAUUUGGUGUGAUUCUUUUAGAAAUCCUGUUACAUAUUUUGUACUACAUAUAAAGACGUAUCGAGGUAGUUUUCAGUGUAAUGAACUAAUGAUAUAAAUUGAUUGUAAAAAAAGAGUCAUCGUUAUAUUUUUUUCAAAGCCAUGUAGCGUUGUCAGUUUUCUUAUGGGGCCCACUGAUUAACAGUCCGCCAGACGGUAUUCGGCCUGUCAGUUAGAACAAAAUUUUCACAGUUCCGAACAACUGACAGGACGAUACCGUCCGGCGGACUGUUAAUCAGUGGCCCCAUUAGAAAGAGACAGUCAUAAUGCGGAGUAAAUGGAUUUGAAAAUAUUAAGCACACAGCAUAGUAUGUGUAUUGAUGACACAAAACAUAGACUAGGAAUUCUCUAGACCGAGUUUAGAGCAAUUAUUUCAUGCAACCGAUGAUGCCAAAAAUGCGGGGGUGCGCGGGACGAGGUGAGCGAAGUCCCGUGCCGUGAUUGGUCCGAUCAAAGACACGGACCUCACACAAAUACACUUUCGACUAGGACAUGGAGUAAAAUUACCGUUUGCGUGGCAGAGGGGGUAGCGCGACUAUACUCAGUCUGGAGGAUGUUUUGUCUGUGACACAAAAUAAAUUAUUAAUCAUUAAGUACCCAUGAUUUUUGGUUUCACUUGCAUACCGAAAAAUAAGGAAGAAUAAUAUGAUCUUGAAUUUCACUAACUAUAUAUUCGUAAUUCAUUUACUAAAACGGCACUUGUUAGUUGACAUUUAAAUUUAUAGUAAAGAUAUUUAAAUUGGGUCAACAACUCAACGAUUAGCUUGGCAUCUAUUUUUAAAAGGAAAAGGUUCCAAUCAUACACGAUAUGGUACUUUACCCUUCUCGAGCCUAUUAGUUUCACUUAGUUGAAACCUUGCUUUAGAGUUUGGAUAUAAUAUUUCUUAAGAAUUAGCUAACUAUUAACUGCAUUAUGUAAAUUUGUUUGUACAGUUAUAUGGAAUUUUAAUAAAUUAAUUGUUCUUCCUAAAGUGCGGUCACUGUAGUAAGAAUAAAUAUUUUAUCGGAAUACUGUUAGACAAUAGUUAUAAUAUUUUGCUUUAAAUAUCCAAUUAAUAUCUCUUACCUGGAAAAUAAUCAAUAAAUUGAAUUAAAAUGUGUUA